Molecule: messenger RNA, 2452 nt
Organism: Verruconis gallopava
Lineage: Eukaryota; Fungi; Ascomycota; Dothideomycetes; Venturiales; Sympoventuriaceae
Exons: 3
Coding region: 127-1647 (506 amino acids)
Biological process (GO): L-homocysteine catabolic process; proteolysis; response to toxic substance
Cellular component (GO): cytoplasm
Molecular function (GO): cysteine-type aminopeptidase activity
Source: RefSeq, a predicted model, not a curated record
CAGACACCUUUUGAUCACCUGCCCAAAUAGAGCCCUUAGAUCCAAAAGACUCGUUAUUUGAAACCCAUAGACCGCUUUUUGGCCGUAGGAAGCAUACAUUUUGCCUCUUCUCGAACUACACGAAUUAUGGGACAGGAGCACAGCAAGCCCCAGCCUCGGUACUACGAAGAGAAGUACAGCGCUCUUUCACGACGAGCGAAGAGCUUGGACGAAGAGAUGGAGCGUAGCAUCAUAGUUGAGAAGUCGGGUGACACAUAUGAAGAGCCACAUGAUAGACAGACCACAGUGUCGCUCUCCAAAACGACAUCCUGGAUCGAAACCGUCUUGCAAGACCCAAAGAACCGCCUUGCACUCUCUGCGCUAUCUACUCAAGAUCCAAAAAUAGCCCUUGAAAAGCCUUCGACCAUAGUGAGAGACACGCAAACUUUCAAUGUCAAGAUACCCCUUGAAGGAUCGCCAGUUACCAAUCAGAGAAGUUCGGGACGAUGCUGGAUAUUUGCAUCAACGAAUGUAUUUCGGGUUUCUAUCAUGAAGAGAUACAAUCUAGACAAGUUUGAGUUAUCGCAGCAAUACUUGUUUUUCUGGGACAAGGUUGAGAAGGCAAACUUCUUUCUGGAGAGCAUCAUAGAGACAGCAGAUGAGGAGGUAGAUUCUCGUUUGGUCAGCAGUCUCAUGUCGAGUCCAGUCGGUGAUGGCGGACAAUGGGACAUGAUUUCCAACCUCGUGUCUAAGUAUGGCCUGGUGCCACAAACGCUCUACCCAGAUUGCUGGAACGCCAUGCACAGCUCGACCAUGGACGCGCUACUUACCACAAAACUACGGGAGGAUGGUUUAGAGCUCCGAAGGCUAGCUAGAUCAUCUUCAAUAUCUGCCCAAAAGGCUAUAUCCGAACGCAAAGAGAAGAUGAUGCAAGAGAUAGUUCGAAUUCUCACGAUUACACUUGGUCCACCUCCUGCUGCUUCGGAGCCUUUCUUGUGGGAGUAUUAUACCAAAGAUGGGAAAUUUAGAUCUCUAUCCAUUUCUCCACUAGACUUUGCCGCAUCGCUGAACGACUCUUCAGCCCUGCGAGCAUGUGGAGGAACAGAUGUCCACAAACUGUUCUCUUUAGUCAACGAUCCUCGUAACGAGUACAACCGGCUGCUUACCGUGGACCAUCUAGGUAAUGUGUGGGGAGGCAGGCCAAUCACAUACGUCAAUGUCGACACAAAGACAAUGAAGAGAGCUUGUAUUUCCAUGCUGAAGAAAGGAUAUCCUGUCUUUUUCGGCUCUGACGUCGGCAAGUUCUCAGACUCAACGAAGGGUAUUAUGGAUACCGAUCUUAUCGAUUAUGAACUUGGCUUUAACAUAAAGCUUGGAAUGAGCAAAGCUGAUAGACUGAACACCGGAGAAUCAGCCAUGACUCACGCUAUGGUCCUAACAGCCGUGCACCUAGAUGCAGACGGCAAUUCGGUCAGAUGGCGCGUGGAGAACAGCUGGUCGAACACAGCUGGUACAGAUGGCUAUUUCGUGAUGAGUGACAAGUGGAUGGAUGAGUUUUGCUACCAGGCUGUGGUGGACCCGACAGUAGUCAGCAAGGAAAUUAAUGAUAUCCUGAAGCAAGAUCCGAAGGUACUACCGCUAUGGGAUCCUUUGGGUGCUCUAGCAUAAGUCUUUAGGCAGUUUGCUCAACUUUAGGGGCGAUCACUGGGAACGAAUGUAUAUCUCCCUUGAGACUUUGUACUUCGAUCCAGUAUGCAGGAGUAUCUGCUAUUCACACUUUCACGCACAGCAGCAUAGUUCAGGCUCGAAUUCUUACGACUAAGCGGCCAGUCGCUGUAGGGGAUUUGUGGAACAAUCUGAAAUAAAGUCGUGGCUUGUUCUGAUUCGAAGAGAAUGUCCAAUCCACCAUCGCGCUCUCAAAGUUUUAUAUUCUGUUCAAUUGCUUCAUUCCAAGACUGGACACUCCUUAUUUAAAUUUCGUAACUGCCCGGUAGCCCUAUCAGACCUGUAAGGUAAUAACGGUUGUUUCAAGCCUUUCGCUUAAGAUCGAGCCAUGCCAACACAGGACAUGUAUUCACCAAAUUCAGAAGUAACACGAAUUAUUUGCUUUUGAUGGGAAACUGAUACACAUGUUGCCUGCAAAAGUGAUUAGAAGAUGUCAUGCACAUCUUGGUCUUGCUAUAAGUCUCUUAGACGUCGUCAGAGAUUGACUUCAGAUCUUAGAAGAGCUCGAGGCAGUUACGACGUGAAUCUUUCAAACAUCGGGUUCUAUAGGCGCUGAACUUGCUUGAUAUGAUGGAUUAAAACCCCUCUGUACAAAGUGGCUCUCCAUGAAGUGGUCGAAAAAGGAGGAUGGAGACCGAUCAUCGAGCAGUGUCAUUACGUCUUUCAUGAUUUACAUUGUACAGCUCAACUAUGGAUUCAUCGGCAAUAUCAAAAGGGCAAGCAAAAGAAGAUGCUGACUGAAUCAUUU